UUUUUUUUUUUUUUUUUUUUUUUUUUUUUUUUUUUUUUUACGAUUUCGACUUCAAAUCUUCCUCUUUGCUCCUUCAGUAUUCGAAUUGGCCGAAUUACUCCUUACUUUGUUCAAUCCGUGUUCGAAAUCUGCGAAGAAAUCUGCAAAUUACGGUAAUUUGAUUACCAUGUCUUAUUAUGCGAUUUACAGUAUGUACUUAUACCAUUAAUGCUUCAUAAUUUGAAUCAUCAUUCGAUUUACAGUACUUAUACCACUAUUGCUUCAUAAUUUGAAUUAUCUAAUCUUUUUGUUCAAUUUGUAAGAAUUAAAAUUGUUCAACUUUGAAGCCCAUUCACGAUGUCCCCUAGUAAUUUUUUUUAGUUGCAUUAUUUUUCCAAAACAAAAGUUUCAAAUUAGUUGCAUUACUUUUCUUUUUAGUUAUAUAGUUUAAAACCAUUUUUUUUACUCUCUAAAUCAUUCUUAUCUCCAAAAUUACUUGAGUAAUGCAAUUUAAAAAAGGCUAGGUCUAUUCAAGAAAAAAAAAAAAAAAAUUUAGGCUACUGUAUUAUUGGACCACAACCUUGACAAAGACUUUUAUUUGACGGACAUUUCAAAGUCUUAUUAUCAUUUACUAGAUUCACUAUUGAGUAUUGACUGUUGCUGAUAGACUGAUAUAAGUGAUAGGCCAAGUGCAUUAGCCUUGUUGUUAUAUAAAGUUGACACAAAUUGUUUAGGGUAAAUUCUCCGCCGCGUUUACAUAUUUUUUUCCUCUUUAGAUCUGUUCUUCGACUAACUAAUAUGCUACAAAAAUGAUUUUUUCUAUUUGCUACCAAAUUAUGAGAGAUAUAAUGCUACAACAAUGUAGCGUUUGCUUCAGGUUUUUGACGAUGUUAUCAUCGCCUUUUGGAUCUAAUUGUGUUGAUGCUAUUUCAAAUUCGACCAUGGUUUCCCUGUCUAAAUCAUCAAUUAUUUCGCCCCAUAAUAAGGGAGUCUAUUGAAAAGGAGCCUGCUGCCGAUGUUGGUUCAUCAGGUGCUAUUGCUGAUGUUGUUUCAGCAAGGCCUGCUGCUAAUGUUGGUUCACAGGGCCUGGUGUUGGUUCAUCAGAGGUAUUAGUUGGUACUAAGGUUAAAGGUAAAAAGGUUGAAAAAGGAUUAAAAGAAAAACAAAAGAUUAAGCUGGAGGAGACGAAAUCCAGCAAUGAAGGGGAAGAUUUGAAGUCUCAUGUUUAUGGGAUAUUACAUAGUCGGAUGUCCCCUUCAUCCAUAGUUCAAGUUAUUGAAAAAUGUUCAGAAAAUCAGUUGAAAGCUAUUAGAGCAAUAGGAUUCGGGUGUAUGGAGUUCUUGAAGGUGACCCAACUGCCUUUGUUGCUGGCUUUAUGGUUGGCGCAUCACUUUGAUGCUAACACAUGCUCUUUAAACAUUCCAGAUUCUGAACCUUUUUGUAUCACUGAAGAGCAUGUGCAUCAAGUACUUGGCUGCCAAUGGGUGGCAUAGAAAUUGACAAAAAUAAUUUUUCCAGAGAUAAGAAAGUGAUUCAGCAAUGGAAGAAGCAAUUCAAUAGCAACUCACUCUCUAUCAAAAUAGGGGAGCUGAAAGAGUUUCUGAAAGAGCAUAACUCAGCUGGUCUUAUGUUCAAAAGGAACUUUGUAGUGCUAUGCGUUUCUACAUUGAUGGAUGGUAAACUUUUUAUUUUUAUUUUGCUUAUUUUUAGUUAUAGUUAGCACUUAGCAGUUGUGUGCUAUAUAUAGCAAUUAUAUUAUCUAAGUUGUUGGUCAUAUAUGUAUAGAAUCAGUUACUUGAAUCUAUACAUCAUUAGAUAGAGACUAUUGACACUUUCAGAAUAAGAUAUAUAUAUAUGUAUUUAUCUUUUGUUCUAUUUAUUUAUAUUUUGAUGGAUUAUUGUUGUUAGUCAAUGAUGAGAUGGGUGAAAAAAUUUGGAAUAGGAUUUGGUACAUACUUCAUAUUAACAUACUUGUCAAAAAAUUUCAAGUUAUAUUAUAAAUUAGUUAUAUCAUCAGGAAAAGGUGGAGAGUCAACAUCAUGGUUUAAAUUUUAUAGGAGUUUGCUAAUUUUCAAUUUUGUUUGCUUAUUUAUAUUAUAUUUUGUUCAUUUAAAUUUCCUUUUGCUCAUUUUUCUUUUGUUUUGCUCAUUUUUUUUUCAGGGAAACAAAAUGUGAAUAUCAAUUCUGAUAUUCUCACAUUUCUUUCUGAUGUUGAUAAAAUAAAGGACUUGAAUUGGUGCAAGUAUAUCCUUGAUUCACUUGUGAAGGCCAAGCUUUUCUGGGAAGAACGUCAAACUCGUUCUUUUCCUGGAUCUAACUGUUUCUUAUGCUUUUAUACGUUGAUCAGUUUGUCAUUGAGGAAGUUAGAGCCAAACGAGAAACUUCAGUUCUCAAAGGUUGGACAACCAAUAUGUUGUCAAGUCGUGAGAAAUUGGAAAUUUUUAAGGGAGGCUUGGAGUUUUUUAUAAAAACUAGAAGCUUGUUGGUCCUUCUGGCACCAAACAACCAAAACUGAAAUGCCUUAUGGAGCUUGCAACAGCAUCUACAAAUCUAGUCUUGGCAUACAUGGAUUUCAGUGAAAAACAUGAAACUGCUGUUAAGUAUUUUCCAAACAAUGAGAAGAUUCAAAAGCUGAAGGAAGAUGCAAUGACUGUUUGUGAUGAGCAGAAGUUUAGCCAAGAUGAACAGUAUUGGCAAGAUCCAGCUGUAAUUGAAGCUUGGGAUAGGUUUUCGAAGAUUUCAGGCAAUGACAAGAAUGCUGAAUCUACAAUUUAUGCUAGGGUUGAAUCAGAACCAAUUGAUAUUACUAAGAUUGCUGCUGAAUGUGUUGACAUAGCAAGUGGUAUACCUGAUGUUGAAGAUCCAUCUGUUAUCAUACAGCCUAAGGUUGCUGAACAUGUAUUUAAAAAACUUGGAGAGUCAAGUACGAGAUAUAGUUUAAGAAGUUCAGUUGCCAAAGGAUGUGGAACUCCUUCAUUCAACUUAGGAAUCUCUUCUCAAGAUGAUUCUCAGGAGAAGUCCCCCAGCAUUGCACCUACUGAUGAACCUGUAGUUGCUCCUGUGAGUGCACAAGUUGGUGCUUUUAAAUCAGUUGAUGAUGCUGAUGCUGUGAAUGCUCAAGAAGACCCAAUUGCGCUUAAGAGAAAAGGAGAUGCUGAAAAUGAGAGUUGUAUUCCAAAGAAGCGUAAAGUGCAACCAUCGUUGCAAAUAAGAUCUCCUUUUAAGUCUCGGAUUAUCAACAUAUAUACACCAUUAACAGCAGUUCAGAAAGGUGUUAUGGAUUCAUUUUUUCAUGAGAAGAAAAAUCGUUUUGAUGCAGGGUUUUUAUGCAAGGGUUUUUAUGCAAGGGUGAGCCUGAUAAUGAAGUAAUGCUAUUUCAACUUGAAAUGCUAAAAACUCAGAGCAAAAUUCAUGGCAAUAUCAUUAAUGCAUGGUCUACUGUUCUGAAUUUUAAUGAGCAAUAUAAAGAUGUCAAUUCUUGUGGACGUUUCUUUUUUGGUCUUAAUGCUGUUGAUUGCCUUUUUCAAUACGAAAGUGAUCGUGCUCAAGAAAGGAAUAAAAUGUUUUGUGAGGUUGUGGAGUUGGAAUUCAGCAAAACAAUCAUCCCAAAGAAAGAUAUUGAGCUUUUCUUUUUCCCGGUAUUUGAAAAGGAUCAUUAUUAUCUGGUAUGUUUUAACACCACCACAGACUGUGGUACAAUUGAGGUUAUUGAUUACAGUGAAGGUCCUAGAGAAAAUAAGAAAUUGCUUAAAAAUCUGGUAUGUCUUCUGCCACUUCUUCUUCAUCAUUAAUAUCCACAUUGAUGCCUGCCAUGUUGUUACCAGAUUCUUUAUUCAUGUCUCCUCUCAUUAUAUCACUGGUACCUUAACCCUUUCAGAGGAUUCUCCUCUGAAUUUCUUCUUUCUCCCAUAACAAGAAAAUACACACACACACUCACGGCAGAGACACACACACACACAUACACAGGCGCACACACACACACACAUGCAUACACACACACAUACACACACGCACACAUACACACACACACACAAGCAAAGUCUUAAAUAGCUUCCUGUUAGUCUCUGACCUCACUUUGAAUCUAUUCAUGGUCAGCUUGAUUCUUUCGGGAUAUAUGACAUGUAAAACUUUUCUAGAGGAUACUUGCAAAACUCUGUGAUUUAUUUUUCUACAUAAUGUGCAUCUCUGCAUUUGAACAAUGUGUUUGAGAGUUUCUGAUUGUAUACAGGCACACACACACAUACACAGGCGCACACAAACACACACACACACACACAAAUACACACACACACGCAUACACACACACAUACACACACGCACACAUACACAUACACACACACACACACACACAAGCACACAUACAACCUGUAAUAGAAUCUGAAAUCAGAUUCUGAAAUUAGUUUUUGGAAUCAGAAUUGUGUAAUGUGUGGGUAGGUUUGUGUGGGUAGGUGGCAGUAAUGGCUCAAGAUUUUGUUAGAUUAUUUUAGAAAAAUGAUUUGAGUUUAGUUGUUUAUCUUGAUCUUGUUCUGCUUGUUCUAACUAUAUUUGUUCCACCUGUUUUUGUUCUUAUUUUAACUUAUUUGUUCAUUUUCAGAAAAGUGCAUUUUCAUAUUUCAUGAAUGGUGAAGGAAGUAUACAAAGUGUUGUUUUGUCAAAACAAAUCAAGUCUAUGGAGUCUGUUGUGGUUGAUUUACCUUGGAAGUCUUCAGAUGAUUAUCAUUUGCAUUGCGGUGUUGUAAUGAUGAGGCAUAUGGAAACAUAUAUGGGUUUGCAAAAGUGGAAUUCAGGUUUAAAGAAAAAUAAUACAUAAUCAUUGACAAACUUCGUUUGAAGUAUACCCUCUCAAUUAUUUCAAGUGAAGUAAAUACUGUUAAACCUGUUAAACAAGUUGUCCAAAAG
This is a messenger RNA of Chenopodium quinoa (quinoa), 4878 nucleotides long. RefSeq lists its product as uncharacterized. The record is from RefSeq and is a predicted model, not a curated record. Bases 2503 to 3348 code for a protein of 281 amino acids. Lineage: Eukaryota; Viridiplantae; Streptophyta; Magnoliopsida; Caryophyllales; Amaranthaceae. The transcript has 7 exons.